This is a messenger RNA of Closterium sp. Naga37s-1, 3900 nucleotides long. The record is from the annotation of a GenBank genome assembly. NCBI's taxonomy places the organism in Eukaryota, Viridiplantae, Streptophyta, Zygnematophyceae, Desmidiales, Closteriaceae.
AUGGACUUCCGCGGCCAGUCGGAGACCGGUGGGUCGGGCGGAGGCGAUGGUGCGCGGUCGGCCCUUCCGCUGCUCAACUUCGGCAUGGGGUCAUCGGGGCUCAUGGCGUCCUCCGACCUCAUGGGCUCGCUGGGCGGCGCCGCCGGCGACGCGUCGCUCAGCAUGAUGGUCGGCCACGCCGCCUUUCAACCGCAGCCCGCUGGUAACCUGCCGCCUCUUAACACGCCGCAGCAGCAGCAACAGCAGCAGCAACAGCAGCAGCAGCAGCAGCAACAACAACAACAGUACCAGCAGCCGCAGUAUCAGCAACAGCUUCAGCAGCAGCAGCAGCAGCAGAGGUCGCUGCAGCUGUCGGCGGCGUCUGUCGCGUCGCUCCUCGGCACCACCGCGUCCGCCGCCAUGCCCAAUCUCGUCGGAGCGCCCCCCCCGGGGCCGCUGGGCGUGGGCUCGGGGAAGGGGCCUGGCGGCGGAGCGACGGCGGAGGAGCGGCGCAAUGUCGACUCGUUCUCGCUCGUUCCGACCGCCCCCGCGCGCAGCCCGCCACUCAUGGCCUCCACCGGCAACGCGACUGACGGCGGCGCUGGCCAAGCGAACCAAGCAACGGGCGUUGUCACGCCGAAGGCGGAGAACGGCGCAGGCGGCGCGGGAAGCGCUGGGAUGGGGGCGCGCAGCGACGGCAGCGAUGGGGAGCAGGGCGGGGGAAGCGGGCGCGACGAGCAGGAGCAGGGCGGCGAUGACGGCGCGGACGACGGCAUGGGAAUGGACGGCGCGGGCCGGCCGGUGGGCAUGCGGAGCGGGGGGCGCGUGGGGUCGAGCCGGUACGAAUCGCAGAAGCGGCGCGACUGGAACACGUUCGGGCAGUACCUGAAGAACCACCGGCCGCCCGUGGCGAUGUCGCGGUGCAGCCCGCAGCACGUGGUGGAGUUCCUGCGGUACCUCGACCAGUUCGGCAAAACCAAGGUGCACGCCGACGCCUGCCACUUCUACGGGCUGAGCGGCCCGCACCCGUGCGCGUGCCCCAUGAAGCAGGCGUGGGGCAGCCUCGACUCGCUCAUCGGCCGCCUGCGCGCCGCCUACGAGGAGAACGGCGGCAAGCCCGAGAACAACCCCUUCGCCGCGCGCAUCGUGCGCGUGUACCUGCGCGACACGCGCGAGCAGCAGGGCAAGGCGCGCGGCAUGUCGUACGAGAAGAAGAAGCGCAAGCGCCAGGGCGCGCAGCCGCAGGCGCCGCCCCCCAAUCAGCCACAGGCGAUGCAUGGCGGAGCGGGGGACGGCGGAAGGGGCGGGGACGGCGGCAGCAGCAGCAAGGACCAGGUGGGGACGUUCUCGCCGCCCGCCGUGGAAAGCGGCGUGAGGCACGGGCAGAACGACGCCACCGUCGGUGGCAGAGGCGGCGCGGGCGUCGGGGGAGGAAUGGGCGCGGGGAGCCUGCAGGAGCAGCGCGGAUUGGGGCACCUGCUGGGGGCCGGGGGAAACGCGCUGAUGCCCAUGGGCGGAGGGCAGGGCGCACCUGGCAGCAUUCAGCAGAACCAGCAGCCAUCCUCGCUGCUAUCACUCCCGUUACAGAGCCAGCAGCAACAGCAGCAGCGCAUGGGGGAGACGCAUCAGGGGGCGGGGCAGCAGGGGCAGGCGGGGCAGGGCGGGCAGGGACUGCUGGAGCAGUUCAACGCGACGCUGCGCAACCAGCUGGCGCUGCAGCACGCGCUUCAGGGCCAGGCGCCCAACGCGCUGGGCGAGCUCAGCGGUGCUUCGCUGCUGGAGCUGGUGCAGCUCGUGGGGGGUGGGGGACAGCCGCCCCCCCUGCAGCAGCAGCAACAGCAACAGCAGCAGCAGCAACAGCAACGGCAGCAGCAGCAGCAGCAGCAACCACAAAUGAUGCAACAUCAGCAGCAACAAUCACUGCAACAGCAGCAGCAGCAACAACAGCAGCAGCAGGGUGGACUGAGUCAGGUGUUGAGUCGGCUGCUGAUGGGGCAGGGCGCGGGUGCCCCCGGGGCCACGGACCUGCUGGGGCAGGUGGUGGGACUGCAGUCUCUGCCACCCGAAGCCAACCUGCUGGGCCAGCUGCUGCUCUCCCAGGCGCUGGGCGGUGGGGGCGGCAUGCCCAAUGGGAAGCCGCUGGGCAGCGGGACGAUGGGGGGAAUGGGCAGCAGCAAUGGUGGGGUGGGGAUGCAGAAUGGCAGCGGUGGGCGAGGGGGCAUGAGUGGAGGCAUGGAGUCGAGUGCAUCUUGUGCCCUCGCUGUUUCCCUCUCCGCUCUGCCGCUCUCGCCUCGCAUUCCCGCUGGCCUCUCACCCCCAUGCCUGUGCCCCCUCGUGCGCGUGUUGCGUGGCGCGGUGGCAUGCGUCGCGGUGGAUGGACAGGAGCACGCGCGGUACUGGAAGGACACGGCGCACCGCCACUUCAACGGCACCGUCCUCGCUUACGGAUGUCCCAUGGAGCGCCAUGCAAUGCGGGUCAAUGUCAUCCACUCCCUGUCGUGCGCUGUGCGCUGUGCGUGCAUGGCAUGCGCCCCACCCCCAUCAGGAACGGAGGAGGCUACGACAGGGCACGGCAGUUCCGCCACAAGUUCACGCACAUCUCACCCGUCUGGUUCCAACUCAAACGGUCAGCUCGCACCCACACCCCCGUGCCAAUGCCACCAUGCCAGAAACCGCCACUUGCGCGUGGUUUUUUUAUUCCCUUGUUUCUCCUCUCUCCCUCGCUUCACCUUCCAUCGAGUGCCACCCUCCUCUCAUUCCACACCCCACUCGCCCCAACCCCCAUGUGCCAACCGCUGGUCCCACAGAGAGGGCGGGCAGCUGCGGGUGGCGGGCGGGCAUGACGUGGACGUGCCGUGGAUGGACUCCGUUCGCCAGGAUGGCGCUCAGGUGGUGCCACGUGUGCUGCUGGAGGCCCAUGACACGUCAGGCAUCGUCAGCUCUGACGAUGACGCAUCUGAGGCCAUCCGGCUCAUUCUUGACACCUGCAGCCAACCCCCCGGCCCACCCGUUCCCCCGUUCCCCCCUUUCCCCCUGUCUAUCCGGUUGCCCCAUGCCCCUGGCAGGCAGCACCAUCUGGACGGCAUAGUGCUGGAAGCAUGGUCCACAUGGACGGCCACAGGGCUGCUCGCCUCACCCCCAAAGCGCGCGCGCGCCCUCGCCUUCCUCUCCCGCCUCGGCUCCGCCCUACACGCCACGCCCAACCCCGCCUCCCCCACCGCACGCCUCUCCUUCUUCCUCGUCAUCCCCCCCAACGCCGCCGCCGCCCUUCCCCCCGAGCAGCAGCGCAGCCUCCCUCCGCACGCGUUCACGGCUGCGGAUCUAGCAGCGCUGCAUGCGCACGUGGACGGGUUCUCCCUCAUGACCUACGACUUCUCCCCGCCGUCCCACCCCGGCCCCACCGCGCCGCUGCCGUGGGUGCGGCUGUGCCUGCAGGCGCUGCUGCCGGAGGUGGCGCCGCGGUAUGCCGGCGCGUAUGGCGAGGACAUGGGGGUGGGCGAGGAGGAAUGGCGGGAGGAGCUGCGGCGAGGCCGCGAGCUGAGGAGCUUUGUGGGGGAUGAGGAGGAGGAGGGGGAGGAGGGUGGGGUGGGAGGAGGAGAUGUGAGGGAGAUAGCUCGCAAGGUGUUGGUGGGACUCAACUUUUAUGGCUAUGAGUACGGCCCCAAUGAAGACUACCGCCCACUGCUGGGCAGGGACGUGGUGGAGCUGCUGCAGCGCUACCAGCCGCAAGUAUCGUGGGACCCCGAUGCAAGCGAGCACGCCGUGUCCUUCGCUGCACGCCUCUCGGGCAUCCGCCGCGCCGCCUUCUUCCCCUCGCUGCUUUCUCUCGCCCUGCGCAUGCGCGAGGCCAGUGCGUGGGGUGCGGGGCUGUCGGUGUGGGAGAUAGGGCAGGGCCUUGACUACUUCUUCGACCUGCUCUAG